CGUUCAGCUGUUUUGACAAACUGAUUGCACCAGGCUUAGCUCACAUUUUUGUUUUAAAUACGAGUCAAAAUGAAAUUCCAGUUAAAACAAGCUAACUCAGUUCAAUACUGGAGUAAGCAUGGUGUUGAAAAAGUGCAAGCACGGUGGUAACACUGGAAACACUUUAAGAAAUAGUUAUAAACGAGGAGUUACAUCUGUUGGAAAAGCUUCAUCAACUUCAUUUAUCACAAGGAAAACGGAUCAUGUUUCUGGUACCUUACUAAAUGAUGAGAAAAGACAGAAUAAAUUUUGGAUUGAUGAUGGAAUAUCAAUUAAUGCUUGGGCCACAGAUAAUGCUUCUCUUAAUUCCAAUUCUAAUGUAAGAUUUUCCAUGAACAAAAAGGGAAGAUGGCAUCUACCAGCCCAUCUUAAAGAAACCCUGCAGGAAGUACCAGAAGCAAAAGAAAAACUUAGUGUCAAGCGACCAAAAAAAAAAGCAAAAAAGUUGAAAGAAAUGUCAAAUCAAUUUUCGCAUGAAAAAAGUGGUGUUGUUUUAUUGGAAAAGCCUGGUGAUUGGAUGUUUGCAAACAAUUUAAGAAACAGUUGCAAAUAUGUUUUAGAUUCCAGUUCCAACGAACAUGCCAGAGAAUCCAAAAAAUGGAGAGCUAAUUUACCAACAUUACGUUGUGAAGAUAAAGCAGAAAUUGUUUAUACUAUUGAAUCAUCUGUCAAAACAAAGACGAAUACAUGGUGUUACCAUAAUGAUAAAAGAAAAACUUAUUCUGAACCGAAGAAUAAUAAACAUCACAGGGAAUCGAAAAAUUGUUGCAAACUAGUUGAUUAUGAAAAAAAUGGGGAAGUAUACGUCGAUAGUGAUAUAACAGACAGUGAAGACUAUUGUGAAGACGCAGUAAGAUCAAAUUUUAAAACUGGUGGUUACAGCUUAAAUAUGUUCGUUGUGGACAAGAAACAUGCAAAUAUUCCACACAACUUAAAUGCAAACAUAGACCAUCAGUUAGAAAGAGUCAAUCCAGCAUCCGGUCAAUUCACAAAGAAGCACGAUAAGGGAAGUUAUGAAAUAAUCGAAGUAACCAAUUGUAACAAUGAAUUUGUUAGUAUGGAUGCUGCAAUUGAAAUUAAUAAUGACAGGACUUUAUCUGAUAAAAAAAUGAAAAGGAAAUCGUCAAAGAAAAGUUUAGAGUUCUCAUUAAAAAUAGAUAGCAGCCAAAUAAAAUGUGAGAAUCUCAAAAGGCUUUUUGGGUGUCAGUACAGAGAAGGAGCCUCUUACCCACGAUCUUUUGCAAUUUUUAAAAGCACUACAGAUUUAGCAGAUGCUGCCAUUUUGUUUACAAUCGAAUCUGAGUAUGUGGAUGGCUUUUCCACAGUCAACAUUAAAACAUUUAAUAGCAAUAUUGAACAAUUUCCAGUAAGUGAGAAAAAUUUUGAUAUCUUAAAUUUGGUCAACUAUGCUUUUAAAGGCUUGAACUCUGUCACUAUGAAACAUAAUCAUUUGGAGAAAGAAUUUUCAUCAUCUAUGUUGCAAUGUUUUAAACCAAAAAUAGAUCUGGUUGAAUUUAACAACUUUUUUCCAGAUGUUUUUGACGACUUGAAUCAGCGUUUUGUUGACAAUAUUGAAUCACAGUCUAAAACAACCUGCCCAAUUUGCUUUUCUUCUGUUGUGAUCAUACAUUUAAAGAAGUGCAAUCAUUAUGCAUGUAAGAGCUGUUUGGAAAAAUACGUAAGCACCCAAAUGAACUCGGGAUAUUUCCAACUGUUAUGCCCUGAGUUUCAAUGCAGUAACAAAUUAGAUGUGGUUACCAUUUUGCAGCUUAUAAGUCCCCAGGAGUUUUCCAUGGUUAUAAAGAAAAAAAUGGAGGCUUACGUACUAAAGAAUGAGUCAAUGAAAUUUUGUCCGAACAGUCGUUGCAAAGUUGUGGCAGUAAAUCCUACUGAUGUAAGCUUAAGCAAUAAAGUUAUUGUUGAUAACCCUAUCGUGAGAUGCAAAUGUACUAAAAAUUGGUGCUUUAACUGCCAAAAUGUUGAUCACUGGCCGUCCUCAUGUGAAGCUUUUCAAAAUUAUCAAGAACAAAAACAAUCAGAUAUUGGUACGGUUUUGGAUCAAAAUGGAAAUUUAUUUCAAGUGGAAAUCGUUUACAAAAAAUGCCCUUUCUGUAGAAAUCCCAUCGUGAAAAAUGGAGGUUGUAAUUACAUGUCGUGCAUUUGUGGUAAAUCAUUUUGUUGGUAUUGUUUGAAAUCAUUUGCACAGCAUACAAGCUGUUCAAUGGCUGAUGACCAAAAGAUGACUUUCACCAGCUUGGACGAUAGCAAUACCAGCUCUAGAGUAGUUAAAUUUCAAAGGAAAGCUGUAAAGUAUGCUAUGCUGUCUACUGGUGUGAAUGUUUGGAAAACAAAACUGAAGGUAAACAAGGAAAUCCGAAAGUUAAAUCACGUACCAUCUUCAUCGUUGCUUGGCGUAACUAAUCAAGCAUUUGGUUUGUUGCAUGAUUGCUACAAGCUGAUGGAGAAUUUGACCGUAGCAUGCGCGAUGAGUAAGUCGAAACAUUUCAACCGACGUGCUAUGGAGUUUGUUGAAGGAUUAAUGUUUUAUACUGGUUUGUUGAAGGAUACGCUCUACCGUACAGCCAAAAUUUGCGAUAUCGUAAAGUACAUCAAACUUGUUGAAGAAUAUUUAAAUAAACUUCAAAAUUUUGGAUUAGCCAAAAAGGAAGAAUAAACAGUUUUUGAACUUAAUGUUAAUUAUUUAGACAUUUUUUAUAAACAUUAGGUUAAAUACCUAUCCGUAUCAAUUAUAAUUUACAAAAUUUAAGCCUCAAAAUAUGCCGAUUUGUACGAGUUUUAAUUAACAACAUGUUUUUGCACGUUUUUAUUUUUACGGAGUGAUCUAUUUUAGAUGAGUUCUUUAAGUGUUAUUUAGUGUGUAAAUAUUAGUCUUGAUAAGGUAUAUAUCGCUAUAUCUGAA
This is a messenger RNA of Hydractinia symbiolongicarpus, 2959 nucleotides long. RefSeq lists its product as uncharacterized. Gene Ontology annotation, molecular function: ubiquitin protein ligase activity; ubiquitin conjugating enzyme binding; zinc ion binding. Gene Ontology annotation, cellular component: cytoplasm; ubiquitin ligase complex. Bases 119 to 2713 code for a protein of 864 amino acids. The transcript is spliced from 3 exons. Lineage: Eukaryota; Metazoa; Cnidaria; Hydrozoa; Anthoathecata; Hydractiniidae. The record is from RefSeq and is a predicted model, not a curated record. Gene Ontology annotation, biological process: positive regulation of proteasomal ubiquitin-dependent protein catabolic process; ubiquitin-dependent protein catabolic process; protein polyubiquitination.